AUGCCCAGAAAGAAACCCGUCAAGCCCAAGGCAACAACAAGGACCUCCUUCAAGUAUCCGUGUCUCCAUAAAGAUGUAUCGAAAGCUGUGUCUGACGAUCUUUCCUCAACGUGGUUCAACAACAAGGGCACCAAGGAAAGCUCCAUCAAUGAGUACUUGACCAAGGUGAAGGGCAGAUUCGAAAGCAUCAAUCCGAAUUGUUCCAACACCGCCUGGACGAGCAAGACGGUAGCAAUCGUGAUCAGGGGGUAUCGCAAGAAUGGUUAUGACGCUGUUGUAUUCAACCAGCGCUGCAUAUCCUGCAAGGAGCUCGGCGUCUUUACUCUUGAUAAGCAAUCCUACGUUGAACGAAUCGCAUACCGGCUUAAGAGGUGGGCAGGCGUAGAGACGGAUCAGCCGGUCUACGCUGGAAAAGACGGUCCCCCACACCAGGUCGAUCUCUGUGAGGGUUGCAAACGGGGUUACUGUCAGAAGGGAAACCGUUUCGAGUUUGGAACUUGA
Messenger RNA from Colletotrichum spaethianum, 501 nucleotides. RefSeq lists its product as uncharacterized. NCBI's taxonomy places the organism in Eukaryota, Fungi, Ascomycota, Sordariomycetes, Glomerellales, Glomerellaceae. The record is from RefSeq and is a predicted model, not a curated record. The transcript has a single exon. Bases 1 to 501 code for a protein of 166 amino acids.